AUGCAGACAGGUGGCUUAACAUCAUAUUUAAAAGUUGGGGAUUCGAAAUGUGCAGAAAGUUCAAUUAAUUGGUUUCGUGGUGCAAUUGGCUUAGCGCUGAUACCGUUACAUAUUGUUGGUGAAACAUGGGCUAAUAUUAUGUCAGAAUAUACACCAGAUGAUCCAGCAGCCACAAUAUUCAAUGAUUAUAUAACCGAAACAUAUGUUGAUGAUGACGCUAUAUUUCCAUCAUAUAUUUGGAAUGUUCAUGAUUUAAUUAUUACUGAUCAGCCGCGAACAAAUAAUCAUGUCGAAGGUUUUCAUAAUCGAUUAAAACAGCAUUUUGGUGUUCAUCCACAUAUUUAUCAGUUUAUCGAAGCAUUAAAAGAAGAAAAUGAAUAUAAUUAUACACGUUAUACAGAAUCUUUCACGCAAACGGUCAAGCGGAAGAAAGUAUACAAUAAUUGUGAUAAUAAAUUGAAGGAAUAUUUUAAAAGAUAUGAAAAUGGUACUUUGUCCGGAACUGAGCUUGCAAUCAAAUGCAGCAAAUGUGUUAAUACUGUAAAAUUACCUGUUUCAUUGUAA
Molecule: messenger RNA, 564 nt
Organism: Didymodactylos carnosus
Lineage: Eukaryota; Metazoa; Rotifera; Eurotatoria; Philodinida; Philodinidae
Source: the annotation of a GenBank genome assembly